Micropterus salmoides (largemouth bass) is the source of this 2004-nucleotide messenger RNA. RefSeq lists its product as uncharacterized. The coding region runs from base 341 to 997 and encodes 218 amino acids. Lineage: Eukaryota; Metazoa; Chordata; Actinopteri; Centrarchiformes; Centrarchidae. The transcript has 4 exons. The record is from RefSeq and is a predicted model, not a curated record.
UGAAAACAGACCUUCUUCACAGACUUCUGAGUAAAAUUUCCCAGGUCACACAGAGACUCCCGCUGGAUGUGGGCUAUUUGCAGUUUGUUUUAGGUCAUUGUCAGGCCAAGUUGAGAUGCCACAAGAUGUUGUAAAUGCAUUGACAGAGCUGUCAAUACUUGUCAAUGCAGAGGACAGCUCUAAUAUGAGUCUUUGUCAGGUGCCAGUGUUGCAAGCAGAAAUGGGACGGCCAAAAUAUGUUGUGUCACAUCAGCAACUACAAAGCCUGGUAGACAUGUCCCUACCAGUGUGAUGCAUUGCAAGACUUCUGGGUGUAUCUGAGAGGACAGUGAAACGGCACAUGCAUGAAUAUGACCUUUCCAUAAUGCAGUAUUACAGUACCUUAACUGAUGAACAACUUGACAAUUUGGUGAGGUCGGUGAAGGCCAGAACACCACAUGUAGGGUGCAGAAUGAUGAAAGGAAUCCUGCAGGCCAUGGGUCACCGUGUCCAGUGGAACAGGGUGUCUUCAUCCAUGCAUCGUGUAGACUCCGUUGUGGUACUCUCAAAACUGACAAGGUUGGGGUGUGUUGCAAGAAGGACUUAUUCUGUCCAGGGUCCUCUGCACUUGGUGCAUAUCAACACAAAUCAUAAGCUCAUCAGAUAUGGCCUUGUUAUUUUUGGAGGGAUUGAUGGCUUCUCACGAAAGAUCAUGUACCUAGGUGCUGCAACCAAUAAUAAAGCAUCCACUGCACUUGAUUUCUUCUUUGAGGCAGUGCAGAAGUAUGGCUUUCCAUUAAGAGUAAGAGGUGACCAAGGAGUGGAAAAUGUUGGUGUUGCGCGAUGCAUGUUCACCAUUAGAGGCUGUGGAAGGGAGAGUUUCCUGUCAGGAAAGAGUGUACACAACCAAAGGUAUGUUUUCUUUAUUGCCUGUGAAGUGGUCACACACAUCCAGAAGCCUCAACAUCAAAGAACACAAAACAUGAAGCAAAGGUCUGCACACUCUCUGGGCACUUAAUAUUUACCAGAUCCAAAUGUGAAAAAGAUGGUCAAAACAAAGAAACCACAUAAAACACCUAACAUGAAAGGCACAUAAUAGGGCACGUAUUAAACUCUUCUAAAUAAGUCAGUUCCACAUAGAUCAAAAGAAAUGUAUAUCUGACUGGAAGCCAUAAUAUAUUUAAUAUAGCUAGGUCCAGAUAUCACUAGAUAGUGUGCUUUUCACAGCCUGUGAGGCGGUUAUGUAUUUUAUAUGGUUUCUUGACUUUACUGUAUUUCUGUAUUUCAAGUGUUCUUACCACUGGAUAGAGUUAGGUUGAUUUCUGUUUUUACUAUUCUGGUGCGGUUUAGAAUCUCAAACCAGUUUAAUUUGAACUAACCGGUGGAACCAGCUCUUCUGUUUAUUUCUUGUCAUCGUUCAGUGUCCCUUUGGAGAGCAUCUGCUGCGUUCAAUGUGACUCCUCAAGGUUCGGUUUGGUGUUUGGCUGAAUAUCAAACCAGUUUGAACCGACCCAUUCCUACCACUGGAUCAUGUCCUAGUAUGUGACCAGAGUAUUAACAAUGGCAUCUUUAUAUCCGUCUUCUAGUCUAGGGAAGAGCAGUAGCUUGAACUUUCACUUACGGUUGUCCAAUAAAUUCAUCUAAAUUGGGCUACCUUUGUUCCAUGUUCCAUUUAUUUUUUACACAAGUUCAAGUGCAAGUUCAAAUGUACUGUACCCACUUGAAGAUAAUUUGAUGUUUUCUUUUAACAGAAUAGAACGUUUGUUGCGAGAUGUUUGGAUGACCGUUUCCAAUGUGUACUACGAGAUUCUUCACAGCCUUGAGGAUGAAGGUGUUCUAGAUCCUUCUGACAGCAUCCAUCUUUUCUGUGCCCAGCAUGUGUUUCUUCGACGUCUGCAGAGGGAUCUCGAUGUCUUCAGGGUGGGGUGGGAUAAUCGCCCUCUGAGAACAGAGCAGAAUCUGUCCCCGCAACUGUGGAUGAUGGGGCUCCUCCUGAAUCCUGUUGAUGCUCCAGACCUGACAGAG